CCAAGAUGCCUCCGAAGCGAGGAUGGAUAGAUAAGAAGACCGCGACAACAUACCAGCUUUUUCACAGAUCCCAGAAUGAUCCUUUGAUCCACGACCCUGAGGCGGAUGACCGUGUUCUCCACCAGGUCUCCGGACCAUCCCACCCACCCAACGGUCCAAGAGCUACAAGACAUUUAGGGGAUUUGGAGAGGGAGUUUGCCCAGUCUGGAGCCCGUAAAAACGAAGGAGAGGCGGCGAACUACGGUAUCUUCUACGAUGAUUCCGAGUAUGAUUACAUGCAGCACCUUCGGGAAUUGGGCAAGGGAGGUGGGGAGGCACAUUUUAUCGAAGCUUCAGUUAGGAAGGGCAAAGGCAAAACGAAGAAGCUGGAAGAUGCACUAGCAGAGAGUGGCCUUGAAGGCGAUUUCGAUGGACUUUCUCUGAGGGACGCCUCUUCGACCUAUGGUGGAGAUGACAUGCUGUCAACGGCUCCAUCGUACGUUAGAAAACCCACCUAUCAGGAUCAACAAGAUGUUCCCGAUGCGAUAGCCGGAUUUCAACCAGAUAUGGAUCCAAGGUUAAGAGAGGUUCUAGAGGCUCUUGACGAUGAGGCGUUUGUAGACGAGGAAGGUGAAGAGGAUGUAUUUGAUGCCCUUGUGGAAGGUGGAAUCGAUGCAGAGGUCGACCCGGACGAGUGGAGGGAUACGUAUAUUGAAGAUGAUGAUGAAGGAUGGGACUCAGAUGCUACAGAAAAGGCACCGGUCCAACCGAUGUCAUCCUCGACAUCACACAAGAAGGACGACUCGAAAGCAUAUACCACUUCUCAAACGGAGUCUGAGCUCCCUUCGCACGACGCACCUAUUCCGGACGCCACGAAUGAUGAUGGAGAUUGGCUUAAGAAUUUCGCGAAAUACAAAAAGGAUAUGAAAUCCAGACCUUCGCCAACUGAUGCUUCAGAAAAUGCUUCCGAGCUUCGUACCACAGCCUCGACUUUGUUCACAGUUGGCGGAACGCCCAUUCGGAAAAAGAAGCGCAAAGGCGCACUUACUAACCCAUCCGCAUACUCCAUGACUUCAUCCUCUCUUGCCCGUACUGAAGGUCUUCGGCUCCUGGACGAUCGCUUCGAGAGGGUGGAGGCUUUAUAUGCGUUGAAUGAAGGCGAGGAAUAUGAAGGCUCGAGUAUGGCGGAUGACGUGUCUAUCAUGAGUGGUAUGUCCAAGUAUUCGCAGACACCGAGCAUGGUUUCGCAGAGCGGCAAUGUUCCAAUGAGGGAAGAUUUCGAUUCAGUGAUGGACGAGUUCCUGGGCGGGUGGCAGGAUCGCGGAAAGCAAGCGAAAAGAAAAGGGGCAAAGGGAAAGAGAGGAAAGAAUGGCAAUGAAGUCGCGGGCAUGAGAAUGUUAGAUGAAAUUCGGCAAGGACUUGGACCUGCGAAGGUUUCAGGGAGGGUUUGA
This is a messenger RNA of Coccidioides posadasii C735 delta SOWgp, 1430 nucleotides long. RefSeq lists its product as uncharacterized. The record is from RefSeq and is a predicted model, not a curated record. NCBI's taxonomy places the organism in Eukaryota, Fungi, Ascomycota, Eurotiomycetes, Onygenales, Onygenaceae. Gene Ontology annotation, biological process: ribosomal small subunit export from nucleus; ribosomal small subunit biogenesis. Gene Ontology annotation, cellular component: cytosol; preribosome, small subunit precursor; nucleus.